Molecule: messenger RNA, 2905 nt
Organism: Anas platyrhynchos (mallard)
Lineage: Eukaryota; Metazoa; Chordata; Aves; Anseriformes; Anatidae
Product: interleukin-5 receptor subunit alpha
Biological process (GO): cytokine-mediated signaling pathway
Cellular component (GO): external side of plasma membrane
Molecular function (GO): protein binding; cytokine receptor activity
Source: RefSeq, a predicted model, not a curated record
GAAAUAACACAGUAGAGAGACAUAUAUUAGAUCCUCUUCAUUAGAGUUGAAUGUACCUUACUUGUAAGACUGAAGGAGUGAAUUGUACAUGGAUUGCCACAGGUGUGAACCUCUGCCAAAGGAGGAAGCAACAGUGGCAACGGGCUUUUCUGAGGUGGCAUAUUGAGAAAAAGGGAAGUCUCUUGAAUCGGUUUCUCAAUAUAGUCUUAAAUCAAGACAUUUGAUUCUGUGAUUCUGUGAUUCUCCAGUGCUGACCUUGCCAUUGUCUCAGUCCAAAUGAUGCUGCAUUUAACAUGCAUUAAAAAGAAGAUGCAAAAUGAAAACAUCAUGUUCUAAGAGUUUUUCCAGCCAAACUUGCAACUAGAGAGUCUCAAUUUCUGCAGACCUGUGGCCCAAAGCAUUUGCUAUGGCACAUAUUACAUUUGUUCCUGUCGUGCUGAUACUAACUUUAUUACAAUAUAAAACACUGUUUUCCACUGGCCUGGCAAAUGGACAACCAGACGUAGUGGAUGAACUUGGGCUACAUAAUGAUCUGCAGAUUACCAAAUAUGAUUCCAGAGUUAUUCUGUCCUGGAACAAUAACCUGACAGAAGAAGAGACAAAGAAGUACAGUGUGAAGUAUAUUUUGAGUUACACAUUCUUCAAUACCUCUUAUGAAAGGAAAGAAAGACUACAGGAAAAGAAAAAGAUAAUACGUCUUGAGUUACAUUCUGGUUUUAACGCUAAAGUUAAAACACAGCUUUUUGCAAAAGAAACUGAAGAGCUAAUUAAGGAGAGUGUCUGGACAGAAUGUACUUACAAGGCUCCUCCAGUAUAUAUUCAGAAUCUUUCAUGUAUCAUAUAUAAUAUUUCUUUCUUCAAUUGCACCUGGCAUGUUAAAGCAGAAGCUCCUGCCGAUAUCCAGAUUUUUUUUUCAUACAGACAGACAGGAAAAUAUUUUGAAUGCCAGCAAUAUAUACAAAAUGCAAGGAAGAAAAAUAUUGGAUGCCACAUGAAAGGAAUAUAUUUCCAGCCAUCAAGAAAAAUCAAAUUAAAUAUAUCUGUAACAGAUCUGAAAAAUAAUUCAAGAGGACUUUCUUAUUACAAAGCUCUUCUACCUCAGAAAAUAGAGAAACUCAACCCGCCGAUCAACGUCUCGGUUUCCCUGGAAAACAGAAGUAUUAAAAUUCACUGGAAACCCCCGCCUACCAUUGGUUCAGCAAGUAACAACUGCUUCAUGUAUCAAGUGAAAAUAACGGACCAUAAGAUUGUAAAUGUUGCUGCAGAGAAAUAUGAGUAUCCACUUCAUAGGCCAGCAAAAAAAUAUACAGCACAAGUGAGGGCAAAGAAAGAGGUAUGCAUAAGAAACGAGAUAUGGAGUGACUGGAGUGAACCUGUGAUUAUUCAUGAUGGAAAGACAGUGGACAUCAUGCUGCUAAGCCUCACAUUGCUUUGCCUUCUAAUUUUCCUUGGAGGUUUGCUGAUAUGUACGUGUAGAAGGUAUAGAUGCCUGGAAGUUAUAACCAUGCCUGUUCCACAUCCUACAGAUAAUAUCAUAACUUGGUUAGCUGCAGAUGAGACUCACCACCAGAAACAAAUUUCAAUGCAAAUGGAAAUGCACUCAGAGGUUGUUCUGGGAAUACUAGAAGAGAAUGGAGACAACAUUCACCAAAAGGGACAUUUGAAGGAUUUUGAAUUAGAAGACCUGUAGGAGUGAUAUACCUUCUUUAUUUACAUGCAAGAGUUAACUUUCUGUUAGCUGGAUGAUAUUCUGACCGACUUAAGAAAGGUUGAUAUUGGAGUUUGUCUGACACAAAUAGUCUAUUACAUUGUGCAACUCUUAAAAUGAGCUCAAAAAACACUGCCUUGUAAUUUAUCUCUAACUACUACUGAUCUUCAGCCCAGUAAAAUUACAGCAGCCGAAACAGUAUGAUUGAAUAUUGGAGUCCACUUGGGUCAAGACAGAAUCAGAAUUUCUCUCCUAUAAUGCUGCAAUAGUUUCCAAAUAAUGUCCAAUAAACUACUGCCUUUGGACGGGUUCUUCAUACAAAUUCCAUGCCAACUAUUCAAUGUCUGAUUGCAGAUAUAAGAAAUGAUGGAAACAACACACAUUUCUGGAAACAGCAGCAGAAGCUCACAAGGGUUCUUUAAAGUUCCAAAAAUAAUUUUCUGAGGUACUACAUUGUACGAGUAGACAUUAACUAGAAACAGUCAUGUGAGAUGACAUAAGGUUUUUAAAUGUGAUGGACUUAAUCCUUCGUAGUUAACAAAAGCAGAAAAUCUUUGACAAGGUAAAGAAAACAAUAUUGUUGAUGUAUUAUAACUGUUUGAAUAAAUAUUACUCAGAGAAUUACAAGUUCAGAACUGUCUAACUAUUGCUAUUUAUUUUUCCCUAUUUUUGAAGAAAUUGUUCUAAUUCCAUGAAGCAGUAUCCAUGAAAAUUCAUUUUGAGGUACAUAACUGAGGCAGACUCUUUGAACUGAUAGCUAAGACAGUGUUUGUUUGACUACAAAAGAAGGGAUAUAAGGCCUUGAUCUUGCAAGGAAGACAUAUUUCUGUAGACUUUAUCUGUAGGAGGGCAAUACAAGGAAGUGUAUUGACUUAAGUUAAUGAUGAACUUAAUUUUCUGGAGGGCUAGGAAGCAACAUGAAAAAUCCUUGUUUUCUUUUCUGGUAAAAUUUCUUCAUGUUCAAAGCAAUUUUGGUUGAAGGCAAUAUUUAAUUUCACUUGAUAUAACAACUUUUGUAUUACUGUAGGGAAAAAUACAAAAAUUUUGUGAAAUUUUUUGAAACAUUUAGUAACUAAAGUGUUGGACUCAAUGAUCCUUAUGGGUCCCUUCCAACUCAGGAUAUUCUAUGAUUCUGUGACUCUAAAUUAGAUUCUAAAUUAGAUAGUAUAUCAUAGUAUUGAUAUAGUAUUGAUUCAA